Molecule: messenger RNA, 3501 nt
Organism: Fukomys damarensis (Damara mole-rat)
Lineage: Eukaryota; Metazoa; Chordata; Mammalia; Rodentia; Bathyergidae
Product: polyserase-2-like
Biological process (GO): proteolysis
Molecular function (GO): serine-type endopeptidase activity
Source: RefSeq, a predicted model, not a curated record
CAGGCUACGUAGCAAGGGUGCAUAGAAGAACAAAGGCAUUUGUAGGAAGAGAAGGGUCUCAAGACUGUGGUCACCCACUGGACUUUCUUGGACCAGGUAAUACCAAUUAUAGCACAACUCGAGUUAUUUCCUGUCCCUGGGGAAGGCAGCAGGCCCAGGCAUCCCAUCUUAUCUUGAGGCCUGGCCUCUUCAGAUGAGCUUCCAGCUACCGCGUGAUGGAGUGAUAUGUUCUCAUCUUUUGCACCGACUCCCUCAAGGGCCCAGCCCUGUCUCACUGCCUAGGACAUUUCUGACCCCUUGGCCGUCUAUAACACCCUUGUACCUCUCUUUCCUCUCCCUCCUAGUUCCACAAUGGGGCAUCCUGAUGGUCAUGUCCAGGAUGCAGCUGGAGCAGACAAACCCAAGUCUGGGGAUUGGGUGCCCCUGCCUGCCUCACGGUAUCUGCUCUCUGGUUCUGCCACCAGACCCUCUGCCUCUCCCCUGGGUGCUGCAGGAAGUGGAGCUCUGGUUGCUGGGAGAAGGUGCCUGUCAGUGUCUCUACAGACGGCCCGGCCCCUUCAACCUCACUUUCCAGCUGCUGCCAGGGAUGCUGUGUGCUGGCUACCCAGAGGGGCGCAGGGACAUCUGCCAGGGUGACUCCGGAGGACCUCUGGUCUGUGAGGAAGGCGGCCGCUGGUUCCAAGCAGGAACCACUAGCUUUGGCUUUGGCUGUGGCCGGAGAAACCGCCCUGGGAUCUUCACUGCUGUGGCUCAGUAUGAGGCUUGGAUACGGGAUCAGGUGACGGGCUCAGAGCCUGGGCCUGGCUUUCCCUUCCAGCCCCAGGGGCCCCAGUCAGGCCUCCAGGAGCCCAGGGAGGUGAACUGCACCGUCGCCCUGCCAGAGUGCGGUAAGGCUCCGUGGUCCGGGGACUGGCCCUGGGAGGCCCAGGUGACGGUUCCGGGAUUCAGACCGUGCCACCGGGCGCUGGUGUCUGAAAGCUGGGUCUUGGCGCCUGCCAGCUGCUUUCUGGAAGGUCCGCACACUCAAAACCGAGUCAAGCCAGUGAUGUACGCACACGCUCUCCUGCUGCAGAACGACUCCAGCUGGAGCCUGCUGUGCCGGGAGCAGGGGAUCUGGUUCCUGGCUGGAGUCGGAGGCUUCUCCCGGGGCUGUCUCCGUCCCCGAGCCUUCUCCCCGCUGCAGACCCAUGGCCCGUGGAUCAGCCAUGUGACCCGGGGAGCCUACCUGGAGGACCAGCUAGCCUGGGACUGGGGCCCCGAGGGCGCGGACACUGAGCCACAGACUUGCCUCCCCCACACAGAGCACGGUGCCUGUGGCCUGCGGCCAGAGGCUUCUCCAGCUUGGGCGCUGUGGCCCUGGCUGGCCGAGGUACAUGUGGCUGGUGGCCGAGUCUGCACUGGGAUCCUCGUAGCACCACGUUGGGUCCUGGCAGCCACCCACUGUGUCCUCAGACUGGGCUCUACAACAGUGCCUUAGGUUGAAGUCUACUUGGGCAGGGCAGGGGCCAGCCCGGUACAGCAGGGCCACCAGCUCUUCCGGUCGGUCAUCAGCAUCUGCCUGUCCCGGCACCUGUGACUUGGGCCCCCACUGGCCCUCCUGGAGCUGAGCUCCCGGGUGGAGCCCUCACCAGCUGCGCACCCCAUUUGCCUGCACCCAGGGGGUCCCCCAGGGGCCAGCUGCUGGGUGCUGGGCUGGAAAGACCCUCAGGACCGAGUCCCUGUAGCUGCUUCUGUCUCCAUCUUGACCCCACGACUGUGUCGCUGCCUGCAUCAGGGGAUUCUGCCUCCUGGAACCCUCUGUGUACUCUAUGGAGAGGGGCAAGAGGACAGGUGUGAGGUGGCCUCAGCCCCGGCCCUCCUGUGCCACACUGAGGGUGGCUUCUGGGUCCUCAUGGGCCUGGCUGUCCGAGGGAGCUGGGAGCUGUUUGCAGCCCUUGGACCGGAAGAGUCCUGGAUCUCCCAAACAGUCGGGGAGGCCCACUUCCUGCCCCCUAGUGGCUUACCCUACUGGCCCCCUGAAGGCAGUGGCCUGUGCCCUCCAGACCUGGCAGGGCCCUCCAGUGCCCCUGGAGCUGCUACUCUGUUCCUGCUGUUACUGCCUCCCCUGACCCAGGGCUGGUGAGCCUGCCUCCCAGAGCUAGUCUAGCCAGCCUACCAGGCAGGGCGCCACUUCGACAGCAGGGCAGGAAUGUGGCCGGACCAGCUGGGUCCAGGCCUGUGGAGCGCCCCAUCCACCUAGCACCUCGCCUAGACUGCAGUGCUUCCAAUGACUGGGCCUCAGUGCUGGCUAUUUUGGGCCCAGGAAUCCUUGGGGGUGGCAGAGCAGACAAUAAAGGUAUAAACACAGACACUUGGCCUCCUGGCAUCUCUGGGGGCGGGCUGAACAGCUGAGAGCUCCCAGCCAAGGAGGAAGCCAAAGGGUAGGUCCCUCCCUCAUGGGACACUGAGUCAGGCCUUGGGCUCCCUGAAAAUGUGUCCCAGAUAACGUGGCAGCUCUGUCCUCUCAUUCCUGCCCUAGGGCGGAGGAGGUAAGGGGCCAGCUGGCUGUGUGUCACCUGCCCAGUGGACUUGGUGUUCCCAGCACCUAACGCAUACUUCCUCCCUGGCUCACACCCUGGUGCCCCUCCCACUAGAGCAGGAUGGACUUAGGGUGAGAGCUAGCCCCCAAAUAUGCAUCCCACAAAUGCUACCCCAGAGUCCACCCCCAGCAUCCCCAGCAUGCACCUUUGAGGAGCUGCUGCUUGUACAUCCCACCUGCUGCAUCCAGGACCUGGGUGCUUUGCCUGUAAAUCCCACUGCCUCCCUCACUGCGGACCUGUGCACCUCCCUGCUUUAAGCCACUGAGGCUCAUUGUAACCACAGAGUCUCCCACCCCACACCCCAGUGCGAAACCGAAACCCGCAGGCUAGGGUUAGGGGCUAGGGAUCAGGAGGAGGUAUGAGCACAGAAAAUGGGCAAACAACCUAGACAGGGGUGGCUGGAAGGUGUCAGUGGGGAGGGAGCCGGAAGGGAAAUAUCUCACUGGGGUGAGAAGGGCGGAGGUUCUUAAAGGGCCAGCCUGAGCCUGAGCUGCCAGACGUCCACAGAGCACUCCCCAGAUCCUCCACUGGAAAGCACCUCUGCAUGAGCUCUCCACACCAGCCAACCCCCUGGUGCCACCCCUCCUCUCCCAAACCACCCCUCCCCACCACAGAGGCCUUCCUGAUCCAGCCCCUUCCACUGACCCACACUAGGACCCUCUCACCUUCAGUCCGAGGUCCGGAUUCCCAGUCUUUUGGAAAGGAUGGAGAAGAAAGUUCUGUUUUUCCUCAAGCUUGAGCUUAACGCUCCCAGACCACAGAUUCACCCUUGCAGAUGCGUCAGGCCUUCACCAGGUCGAAAGCCUUCUUUCCCCAAGUCCCUGCCAUCCACACCCUCCACCCAAGACCCUGCUCUGCCAAGCCAGGCGAGGUGCUGCUCACCUGUAAUCCCAACAUUCUUGGAUGCUGAGGCAGGAAGAUU